AUGCGCGUACACUACCUCUUCGCUCUGGUGGUGGCCACCUACGCCGCCACCUGCAACAGCGUCGUCAACGCCGAAAAUGUCCCUCAGCUCAACGACGUUGUGGCCGCCGAGGCCGAUGUGGCCCAGUUUAUCGGCGACGCUCGCGAGCUGACAGCAUCGAAUGACUGGUGGGUCUCGGAUGAAAACGAAGAAGAGCGAGGAUUACCUGGAGCGAGUUUCUUCAGCAAGCUCCGAGGAAAAGCGAGCAAGGUUUCCCAGGCGAAGGGCGGGACGGAAAAGCUCAGCAACACGCAGGUGAAGGAGGUGACAGCGGCCACGGCGAACGCCAAGUUCCUCAAAAUUCUCUACGGCGCUACGCUUUCGGCACUGAUCAUUGUUGGCGUCACCGCGAUGCUCAAGUAG
Molecule: messenger RNA, 402 nt
Organism: Phytophthora sojae
Lineage: Eukaryota; Oomycota; Peronosporomycetes; Peronosporales; Peronosporaceae
Exons: 3
Coding region: 1-402 (133 amino acids)
Source: RefSeq, a predicted model, not a curated record